GGGGGAAGAUUUCUUCAUUUGCCAAUCCGCUGCUUUGGGUGCACAACCUCUUUAAUUUCGAUAAAUUAUUUGGUCAUAGAUCCCUUUCCCUGAAUUCCCCCUCGCUCUUCACCAUGGCAGAGGUCGCGACUCGUAAGUGUAUCGGGGUGGAUUGUGAGAAGGACGCAGGAAGCUUGCAAUGCCCGACAUGUUUGAAGAUGGGUACAGACAGCUUCUUCUGUUCGCAGGAUUGUUUCAAGCGAAGCUGGAGCGAACACAAGGCCAUCCACAAAACGAAGAGUAACAUCCUUUCCAAUCUGUUUCCUCCCAAGGUGGUUUCUGAACCAGAUCCAGCUACCGGUCUCUAUAACCCGUUUCCGACCUUUCAGUACACAGGCUCCCUGAGACCUGUGUAUCCGCUGUCCACGCGGAGGCCCGUCCCCAAGACGAUUCCCCAUCCCGACUACGCCAAGGACGGCAUUCCCCGGUCAGAGCAGAAGUAUUUCGGCCGCAAUAACAUCAAGAUUCUCAACAAGGAGGAGCAGGAGGGAAUGCGCAAGGUCUGCCGUCUUGCGCGCGAAGUUCUGGAUAUUGCCGCACGGGAAGCGAAGCCAGGCGUCACGACAGAUUAUAUCGAUGAGGUGGUUCAUAAAGCUUGUCUGGAGCGCGACUCGUACCCAUCGCCUCUCAACUACAUGCACUUCCCCAAGUCCGUCUGCACUUCCGUUAACGAGACCAUUUGCCACGGAAUCCCCGACCAGCGCCCUCUUGAAGAUGGCGACAUCAUCAAUAUCGAUGUCACGCUGUACCACAACGGAUUUCAUGGCGAUAUCAACGAGACCUACUACGUCGGAGAUAAUGCCAAGGCGAACCCGGAUGCCGUUCGGGUCGUUGAAACGUCCAGAGAGUGUCUUGACAAGUCGAUCGAGCUGGUGAAGCCAGGGAUGCUGUUCAGAGAUCCGGGCAAUGUGAUUGAGAAGCACGCCAAGAGCCGCAACUGCAGUGUGGUGAAGUCCUACUGUGGCCACGGCAUCAACCAGCUGUUCCACACCGACCCCAAUAUCCCUCACUACGGCAAGAACAAGGCCGUGGGGACUGCGAAACCCGGGAUGUGCUUUACCAUCGAGCCCAUGAUCAACCUUGGCACGCACCGUGACCGAACCUGGCCGGAUGACUGGACCAGCACGACUGCGGAUGGUGCUCUUUCGGCCCAAUUCGAACACACCCUCCUAGUGACGGAAGACGGUGUUGAAGUCCUCACGGCGCGGUUGCCGGAUUCUCCUGGCGGACCCAUCCCUAUGCCGGUGGCAACCCAGAACUAAACGUCUCUUUGUCGACACAUACCUGCCUAAGUAUAUUGUGAUUCAUUCCCGACAAAAGUACUUCUCCAGCGAAGAACAGAUUCCAUGACUCCACCGACGCAUUUCCCACGCCUAUCUCGGCUUAUCUUGUCCAAUACCAUCACCCCUCUUCAGUAGGGUCCUGCAUUCAGACAACUUGAAUAUAUAACGUGAAUAACCAAACUAGUAGAGCGUUCUUUGAUUGAUCGGCAAUCACCGCAACCGCUCGCCGGUGGCCCGGCGUGGAAG
Messenger RNA from Penicilliopsis zonata CBS 506.65, 1568 nucleotides. RefSeq lists its product as hypothetical. The record is from RefSeq and is a predicted model, not a curated record. Gene Ontology annotation, biological process: proteolysis. Gene Ontology annotation, molecular function: metalloaminopeptidase activity. The coding region runs from base 114 to 1301 and encodes 395 amino acids. The transcript has 4 exons. NCBI's taxonomy places the organism in Eukaryota, Fungi, Ascomycota, Eurotiomycetes, Eurotiales, Aspergillaceae.